AUGAGUUUAAGAACUCGGGAUAAACCAAGCGAACGCGGCCGAUUGCCAAACACGUCGAAUACCUUUAGCGUUGUUGGCGUUAUCGCGUGGCUGCCGUCGCCUUUCACACCUGGACGAGCGCAAGCAGCUGCCACCGCCUGUGUUGUUAUCGGUCGCCAUCCUCCCCCUCCCCGUCCAUUCCCUCUUCGCCAUCGUCCGCCUCGCCACACUCACCCGCGUCAUCACCGUCCCCCGCAGCAGCUUUUCCUGCCCCAACUGCACUUCGCUGCUUCGUUUUCACCACCCCUGCACCCUCUCGCCGGCCGUGGCACUAUGCUCCACCGUGUCGUAAAUUAA
Macrosiphum euphorbiae (potato aphid) is the source of this 336-nucleotide messenger RNA. Lineage: Eukaryota; Metazoa; Arthropoda; Insecta; Hemiptera; Aphididae. The record is from the annotation of a GenBank genome assembly.